This is a messenger RNA of Solanum stenotomum, 753 nucleotides long. RefSeq lists its product as uncharacterized. The record is from RefSeq and is a predicted model, not a curated record. The transcript is spliced from 5 exons. The coding region runs from base 1 to 714 and encodes 237 amino acids. Lineage: Eukaryota; Viridiplantae; Streptophyta; Magnoliopsida; Solanales; Solanaceae.
AUGCCUGCUCCUUCUAUUCAUGAACAUAAUAAAGGAUUGGAUGCUCUUGAGGAUCAAGAAGAAAUCGGCGAGGAUGAGUGUGCCAUAGACGAGGAAGUUGACAUUAAUUGUAGUACAAAAGAUUCUAAAAACAGGAAACAACAACGGUGGAGGCAUCAAAUGCGGCCAAUUAAUUUUGCAAGAAUACGCGUGGCAUUGAGUGCAACAAAACAAAACGAGGAACCAUCGCAACCUAAAAUGUUUAUUGCAACUCGUACAGAGACGGAAAAGGAAAUUCAGGCCGAUACCCAAGUUGCAAUAACUGAACUUCAGAAUCGUCAAAAUUCUGGGGAAACAACUGAUGAUGCCUUUAGGGCAGUGUUUGGAAAGGAGCAGCCUGACCGACUUAGGUGCUAUGGCAGAUCAGUGACAACAAGUUCUCUGAAAGAAGAUGAAGAAACUAACAAGCUAAAACAAAAGCAUGCUAAUGAAAUCAGUUCUCUGAAGGAAGAAAUGAAUGAAAUAAGAGUAGAAAUGCGACAUUUUUUUAGUCAAUUGCUGCAAAACAACCCUGCAUUGAAUGUUCAAGAUAUACCAGGGGUUGUUGGAUCUAACCUUGUUUCACCUGUUGAUGCAAGUAGCGCACAAGCUGUAAGAGGCCAAAAUAUUCCACAUUCUUCGGGGUCAACUCAUGAUUCGGUUCUUCAAAAGGGAAAUGGAGGUGAUCAAAUUUGAAGGGUCGCUACAAGUCAAUUUGAUCUCAUUGAAGUGGAA